UAUAUAGUGUAGUCUAUAGCAGUGUUCUUUAGUCUUUUGUUAGUUUUCAAAUUUGACAAUUUGCUUUGUAAUCAUGGCGUCUGAGCGCUACAGUUUCUCUCUUACAACUUUUAGCCCGUCAGGUAAAUUGGUGCAAAUCGAAUAUGCUUUAGCCGCUGUAGCCGCCGGCGGGACGUCCGUGGGUAUUAAAGCAUCAAAUGGGGUAGUGAUUGCUACUGAGAAUAAGCACAAAAGUUUUCUCUACGAUGAACACAGUGUCAACAAAGUCGAGAUGAUAACAGGACAUAUUGGCAUGGUCUACUCUGGCAUGGGGCCAGACUACCGGCUGCUGGUGACGCAGGCUAGGAAAAUGGCUCAGCAGUACUUCCUCAUGUACCACGAGCCCAUCCCCACUGCGCAACUAGUGCAGCGAGUAGCCACCGUCAUGCAGGAGUACACACAGUCCGGAGGCGUCCGUCCGUUCGGCGUGUCACUUCUGAUCUGCGGGUGGGACAGCGAUCGCCCGUACUUAUUCCAGUGCGACCCAUCCGGCGCGUACUUCGCGUGGAAGGCCACGGCUAUGGGCAAGAACUUCAACAACGGCAAGACUUUCUUGGAGAAAAGGUAUACAGAAGAAUUGGAGCUGGAUGACGCAGUUCACACCGCGAUACUGACCCUUAAAGAAGGGUUCGAGGGCGCGAUGACGGCUGACAACAUCGAGGUGGGGAUAUGCGACGCGGCCGGUUUCCGCAGACUCGAGCCCGCGCACGUCAAAGACUACCUCGCGAACAUCCCGUAAUGCGUUUUUUGAAUAAACGAGCUUAUUAUUUGCA
Molecule: messenger RNA, 812 nt
Organism: Pararge aegeria (speckled wood butterfly)
Lineage: Eukaryota; Metazoa; Arthropoda; Insecta; Lepidoptera; Nymphalidae
Gene: Prosalpha2
Product: proteasome subunit alpha type-2
Exons: 6
Coding region: 74-778 (234 amino acids)
Biological process (GO): ubiquitin-dependent protein catabolic process
Cellular component (GO): proteasome core complex; proteasome core complex, alpha-subunit complex
Source: RefSeq, a predicted model, not a curated record